AGGUGGGAUUUAUUGUGUAGCUAUAUAAUACAUGAGCGCAACUUCACAAUGCCCCUGCAAACUCAGUCUGAAGAAGUUUCCCAGUCCCUUCAUUGAACCUACUCCUGGAAAUUGAGCACCGGCGAACCUAGUCCUCUCUCUUCAGACCCGUGCCACCAUGUCCUUCAUCGCAGACUUCUUCAAGCAGAUCUUCUAUCUGGGCCAGCCCGAUGACUCGACCUUACCCAGUCAGGGGACUGUGACUCCUGACCCAGAUUUCAAUGUCGAUAGGGAUGUACUCAUCUUGGAUAAGGCCAUCAAGGCCAAGGGUGUGGAUGAGAACACCAUCAUUGAUGUGCUGGUGAGGAGGAGCAACGCCCAGAGACAGCAGAUCAAAGCUACCUAUGAGAAGGCUAAAGGCAAGCCUCUGGAGACUGCCCUGAAGUCAGCCCUAAAGGGAGACCUGGAGGAUGUGGUUCUGGCUCUGCUCAAGACGCCAGCCCAGUAUGACGCCCAACAGCUCAAACAGGCCAUGAAUGGAUUGGACACAGAUGAGGAUACUCUGGUUGAGAUUCUGGCCUCCAGGACCAAUAAGGAGAUCAGAGAGUUAAAGAAAGUCUAUAAGGGAGAAAACAAAAAGGAGCUAGAGGAUGACAUCAAAUCUGACACAAGCGCAGACUUCAGGAAUGCUCUGCUCUCGCUCUGCAAGGCUACUAGGAAUGAGGACACCAUGGUGAACCAGGAACUUGCUGACAGUGAUGCCAGGGCCCUGUAUGAGGCUGGAGAGAAGAGGAAGGGAACAGACUGCUCUGUCUUCAUUGACAUUCUGACCUCCAGAAGUGCUCCUCAGCUCCGCCAAACGUUUGAGAGGUACUCCAAGUACAGUAAGGUGGAUGUGGCAAAGGCUAUUGACCUGGAACUGAAGGGAGACAUUGAGAACUGUCUGACUGCCGUAGUGAAGUGUGCUGGAAGCAAGCCGGUUUUCUUUGCUGAGAAGCUCAACUUGGCAAUGAAGGGUAAAGGAACCAGGACCAAUAUUCUGACCCGGGUCAUGGUGAGCAGGUCUGAAGUCGACCUGGCCCGGAUUAAACAGGAGUACAAGAAGACGUUUGGGAAAACCCUCUCCCAGGAAAUUCUGGAUGACACCAAGGGAGACUAUGAGAAGAUCCUACUGGCCCUGUGUGGAAGUGACAACUAACUUUCUCUCAGAUCUCACCUGGAGCCAAUUACCACAGUGCAUGAGUGCCAAUGGAGAAUAAUGUACACAAAUGUUCCACUCCCAAAUGCAAAAUAUUAUGGUUCAUGACAACUGUGAAAUGGCAGUCAUGAUGUAUUUUCUCUACUUGCUAACAGCAAUGAGCACAGUAAACAUGGUAAGCAACAUUGACAUAUAUUUAGCCAAGCUACAGCCGACUCUAGGAUCUAUAGUGGAAUAUACCAGACGCCAUUUGUGUGGCAAGAAUAUGCAGUGGCCUGGAUAACUGGUCCUUCGUGCAAAUACAGCUUUUUAUGUUGCUUCAAAUUGUCUUUAUUGAUCUGUGUGUAUAUUUUUUAUUCUAUCCAACAUUGCAUGUUUGCAUGUUUGCCUCAAGCCCAUGAGGUCUAAUUUGAGAAUGACCCGCCAACAAUGAACCCCUUAAGACCUGUCAUGAAAUAUAUUCACAAAAGACUCAGUUGUAAAACACAGCCAGACAUGGUAUGUGUAAUUAAUACAAAUGAAGGAUCUCGCCCUCAAUUUUAAAUGGACUUCAUUGUAUUAAAUCUACAGUAGCUAGACGGGAUUUGGAAGGAUGGUCAUGUGAGACUUCAGCUAUGCUACAUAUAAGGCAGAGGAGGCUGGUGGGAGGAGCUAUUGGAGGAUGGGCUCAUUGUUAAGGC
Molecule: messenger RNA, 1857 nt
Organism: Oncorhynchus kisutch (coho salmon)
Lineage: Eukaryota; Metazoa; Chordata; Actinopteri; Salmoniformes; Salmonidae
Product: annexin A1-like
Exons: 13
Coding region: 158-1177 (339 amino acids)
Biological process (GO): cellular response to glucocorticoid stimulus; phagocytosis; signal transduction
Cellular component (GO): vesicle membrane; nucleus; cytoplasm
Molecular function (GO): calcium-dependent phospholipid binding; phosphatidylserine binding; phospholipase inhibitor activity
Source: RefSeq, a predicted model, not a curated record